Colletotrichum lupini is the source of this 243-nucleotide messenger RNA. RefSeq lists its product as uncharacterized. NCBI's taxonomy places the organism in Eukaryota, Fungi, Ascomycota, Sordariomycetes, Glomerellales, Glomerellaceae. The coding region runs from base 1 to 243 and encodes 80 amino acids. The transcript is spliced from 2 exons. The record is from RefSeq and is a predicted model, not a curated record.
AUGUCAACUGUGAGCUUCUGUGAGAAUUGGUACUCCGUACACAAAACAAAGAAGUGCGACGGCUCCGUAACCAUCUAUGAGAUCAUUGAACAUGCUGGUCACCCGCCGGGUAGCACAUCCCGCCGGCGAAACUUCACGAUGGCGGCGGAUAGCCGGGGUUCCAUUCUCUCUGCCCAAGGCUUGGCCGGUAUUAAACGGAGGCCGAAAACAGCCGAGUCCAUAGUAUCGUGCCAUUCAGAAUGA